Molecule: messenger RNA, 1192 nt
Organism: Durio zibethinus
Lineage: Eukaryota; Viridiplantae; Streptophyta; Magnoliopsida; Malvales; Malvaceae
Source: RefSeq, a predicted model, not a curated record
UCAACAGAAGAUGUCAAAGAUUGCAACUAUAGUUGGAGGAGCUGCUGGGGCACUUGUAUUCGUGGCUGUAGCCAUGGGAUUCUUUUGGUUUUACAAAUCAUGUAAGAACUUUUCAAAUAGAACUUCGGAGACAGGCUCUUCGGAUCCAUCCGCAUUAACCGGACCAAGUUCAAGUGCUGGCCAAUCUUUAUAUGGACCUCAAGGAGCGAGGCAGUUCAUACUGGAAGAGUUGGAACAAGCUACCAAGCAAUUUGCUGACAGUAAUCUCAUCGGAUGUGGCAGUUUCGGUCCGGUAUAUAAAGGUUUGCUUCGUGACAUUGUUGUGGCUAUCAAAAGACAUCCUGGUGCUCCUCGACAGGAGGUCGUUGCAGGGGUAAUCUAUUUGUCAGAGAUUCAACAUCGAAAUUUGGUUACUCUUCUAGGUUACUGCCAAGAAGGUGGAUCUCAAAUGUUGGUCUAUGAGUAUUUACCAAACGGGAGCAUGUGCAAUCAUCUAUAUGAUACCGGACGAGAGGCUCCAACUAGACUGGAGUUCAAGCUGAGGCUAUCGAUAGCUCUGGGGGCAGCUAGAGGUUUAUGCCAUUUGCAUGGCCUGAAACCUCCCUUGAUACACAAGAACUUUAAAACAGCCAAUGUCUUGGUUGAUGAGGACUUCAUUGCUAAGGUUGCAGAUGCAGGGGUCUCAAUGUUACUUGAAAAGAUAGAAGAAGCAGGUCCAUCUCAAACGUCUAGCAUCAAUGUUUUCCAAGAUCCAGAGGUGGAAGUAUCAGGGAGCUUUACAGAAAUGAGUGAUGUCUACAGCUUCGGGGUGUUUCUUUUGGAGCUCAUAACUGGACAGGAGGAGGCUGUGCAUAUCAAUUACCUAGGAUCCAAUGAAAGCUUAAUCCAAUGGGUACAAUCACGGCUGAGUUCCAAUGAUUUUGUGGACCAUCGACUAGUUGGAAGCUUCACCAUGGAUGGCAUUAGGGAUUUGAUCAAGCUGACACUAAAAUGCAUGAGUUUUCCGGGAAAGGGACGGCCGAAUAUGAACAUGGUUGUGGUUGAGCUAGAGAGGAUCCAUGAAAAAGAGAUGGAACUGACAACAGUCAGGGGUGAGGGCACUGCAAAAAUCACUCUAGGCAGUGAGCUAUUUGGUUCGAAAUAAAGAGGAUUCCAAUGGAGUUUGUCAGUCCUUGGCCAAGCUUAGGCUUAC